This is a messenger RNA of Papaver somniferum (opium poppy), 2049 nucleotides long. RefSeq lists its product as uncharacterized. NCBI's taxonomy places the organism in Eukaryota, Viridiplantae, Streptophyta, Magnoliopsida, Ranunculales, Papaveraceae. The transcript has 2 exons. The record is from RefSeq and is a predicted model, not a curated record. The coding region runs from base 163 to 636 and encodes 157 amino acids.
AGAACAUCGAGUUUGCUCAAUAAGUAGCCUUCUCGAGUUCAAAGCGAUACACAUUCACCUUUAUUCUUCCUCUCUCUCUCUGCGCAAUUUGAACCGUGUUUUUCUCCUCGGAAAUUCCUUCUGGUAGAAUUAGGGUUGCAUCUAUCAUUCUGUUAAACAGACAUGGAUAUGGAUUUAUCUGAGAAUCAACAUAUGAUUUUUCAACCACUUUCAGCUGACCAAAUUGCUAUCAACGAGAAGAAAAUGAACAUGACUUUGGAUGAUAUUAUCAAGAUCUCCAGAAAAACUGCUGGUUCUGACCCCAGAAAACCAAGGCCAUACAAAAGGAAGAACGGUCCAGCCGUUGGUGGGAAUAAUUUAUCGAGUUUGUGGGAAUCUAAAUUAUCUAUGAAACUGAACAGAAGGGAGAAUUUUCCAACUGCUGGUGCUCCUUUUGGGAGGAAUUCUACAAGUGUUUGGAGUCGUUUGAAGGUUUCUAAUCCUUCUGUCAGACAGGGUUUGCCCUCUCAAAGAUAUCUAAACCUCCAAGACAACCAGUAUAUCGUAAGGGCGUUUGCCACUAAUGUGCAACCAGCUACAACUCGUACCAGGCCUCUAUCUCGCAACAAGAUGCCUAAUUUUAGAAACUCAAGGUAAAUCGUGGCUUCCUAGUUCCUUCUUAUCACAUCAGAAGUGUCUCCAGCUUAUUUAAGGAGCUUUUUUCGACUAUAAGUGUUCGAGUUUGGGUCUUUCUCCCAUCCAGUGUAGGGUUCCUGCAUUUGUUGCUCUUUUUACCAAGGAGAAACAACUAGUUACACUCACGAUUAUACUUCGCACUGAAGUAUGAUAUCUUAGGCGGGAAGAUAUUGGUCACUCUGCUUAUGAAAAAGUUAAUCUGGGUUUGAGAAUUUGUGAUGAACUGGCUGGGCUGCUUGCACUAAUAGUAUUUCAUUUUAAGGUUGGAUAAUUUCGUAAAGUGAUGAUUUUGGUAAUCCCCUCAGGCUUGCAUUUUACCACGAUGAUUAUUAGUUAUAUGGUUCGGAAGGUGACCAAGUUAACGAGUCCGGCUUUCUGGUUUCUGCAUUGCUCAGCUUUUCUAUGUAAUUUAUUUCAACUGCCUGCCUUGUUGUGUCCUGAAGCAGUGAGACACCAUUCCUAAAUGGACCCUGGGUUCACAAUUUGCUACACUGCAAAGGGUAUAAGUCUUUUUAUGUUCUUAAGCAGCUGUGUGUACAAAGGAGGCCAUUUAAGACUGGAAUAUUAUCACUCUUAACAUGGUUGGGUUGAAUUGAUGAAUGCACUGAUGAAAGUUGAGAUUUGAUCGAUGAUUUUUAUCAGCAAUAGUGGUAGUCGGGUAGAAGUAUGAGAUUAGCUUUGUAUAUUUCUGUUGUAAUUUUCAUCAGUAAUAGUGGUAGGUAGUCGGGUAGAAUGAGAUUAGCUUUGUAUCUUUUCUGUUGUAAUUCGCAUGUUGAGAUCUCGUUUCUACUCUGGAUACGAAUUGUUGCAUGGUGACGGGGUUUUUACAGAAACAGAUGAAUUGGGCAAGCAUAAUGGAAUCUACUUCUGCAAUAUGUUUAAAAUGGUUCAGCAACUCUGCUUCAAGUUCAAAGUGAUAUCCCCCAAGGCAUUUGAACUUCGUAAGACUUACUUUUCAAUUAUUCUUUGUGACGCUUGCUGGAUCCAGGGCUGGGAUUACACCUGUUCAGAAAAGAAGAUUUGCUGAAAAGAAGCAGAAAUGGAUGAAAUGGCAGAAGCAGGGUUACAACGCUCAGAAAUUCGGCGCAUUUUGUGCUUAUGACAAUGCAAGGAAGAAGGUCGUGCCUCAUUCCAUGGAAUAUUACGAGUACUGAAGUUGGUGGCGGGGCUACAAAAAUUCAUCUUCUACAGCAUGACACCAUCUGGUGAAUCACUCAACAGCCAGACUAGAUGUAAAACAAGAAAAAAAAAAGAACUUCAUAGAGUAGUUUUGCUAGAUUCGUUUAAUAUGUUCGAAUUCUAUUUGCAGUCUCAUUUCUUGCGUAAAAUUCGUUUAAUACUUCAACGUAUAUAAAAUUCCAGAAAUUCAGAUCA